Carica papaya (papaya) is the source of this 4235-nucleotide messenger RNA. Lineage: Eukaryota; Viridiplantae; Streptophyta; Magnoliopsida; Brassicales; Caricaceae. The record is from RefSeq and is a predicted model, not a curated record.
UUUCUUGUCAUCUUUAGCUGCUUGCAGGCUGCAUGAAAGGCCAAAAUGGAUACUCUAAGGCAUUAGAGCUGAUUCAGGAGUUAAAAAAUAAAGGGCUGCAGAUGGACAGCAUGAUGUUUGGCACACUAUUGGCUAUAUGUGCUUCACACAAUAGAUGUGAAGAAGCUCAAAGCUUUUUUGACCGGAUGAAGGCUGAAGGUCAUAUGCCCAAUAUUUACCACUAUAGCUCUUUGCUCAAUUCUUACUCCUUUGAUGGAGACUACAAGAAAGCUGAUGAAUUGGUGCAAAAUAUGAGAGCUUCAGGCAUAGAACCAAAUAAGGUAAUCCUGACAACUUUGCUGAAGGUAUAUGUCAGGGGAGGCUUGUUUGAAAAGUCCAGAGAAUUAUUGGCUGAACUAGAAGAUUUGCACUAUGCUGAAGAUGAGAUGCCAUACUGUCUAUUGAUGGAUGGUCUUUCUAAGGCUGGGCGGUUAGAUGAAGCAAAAGCCAUUUAUGACGAGAUGAAUAAAAAAGGGGUUAAAUCUGGUAUCUCUUCUAGAAAUUAUGUUGUUGGGCCAGUGCAGUUUCCCCUUUUGUUGAAUAUCAGAGUUAAAUGUUUUAUCUUCCCUGGUUAAAAAUGCAGUAGUAGCUUACGUAAAAUUAUAAAAUGGAUCAUUUUCAAAAUUGUUGUAGAAAUAUUAUAAAACCAGUCUCUCCCUUUCCUUUUUACCAUUUUAUCUUUUCUUCUGUUAUUCUCCUUUUUUGUCUCUUUGUGCAGGUGUCAGGUAUGGCUGCUGAGGAUGCCCUUUGGCAUUUUACGUUUAUUCCUUAUGUUGAGGAAGUUUGUUAUAUUUUUCUUUGUUUUUUCUCCUUUAUCUGCCUAUAUAAUGGCAAUCAAAUGAAUGAAAGAGACAAGAGGAAAAUUUUGAGGAUUUUCCCAUUCUCAAAAAACUUCAUGGUGUCAGAGCAUACCUGAUCCGAAAUCAUCCCGUUCGCGUAAAAUGGCCACGGAUGAGCGAACGUCCUCUCCUCCCAAAGUUCUUUCGAAAUCCCACCUUCCUGUACCAAUAAACCACACCCUGGUUUGAUCAGACUCCUUUGUUCGUCACUGGGCACAUAUUAAAUGGAAGCAAUUAUCUCCAAUGGUCAUCGUUUGUGUUGAUGUUCAUCCGAGGAAAAGGCAGAGACAAAUAUCUCACCGAAGAACUCUCAGCACCUCCUGCCAAUGACCCAAGUGCUCGUUCAUGGAAGGUGGAGAAUAGCUUCGUCAUGUCCUGCCUAGUGAAUUCCAUGACCACCGAAAUUGGAGAGAACUUCCUGUUGUACAGGACAGCGCAAGACAUCUGGGAAGCCGCUCGUGAAUUAUGCUCCAGCCGUGACAACACGUCUGCCAUCUUCGAGAUAGAAACUCAUCUCCACGACCUGCGACAAGGAGAGUUGACAAUGACCCAGUACUACAACUCCCUCACCCGGAAUUGGCAACAGCUUGACGCUUUCGAAGAACGUUAAUGGAGUUGCCCCGAAGACGCACAGUUGUUUAAGACCAUCAUCGAACAAAAGUGCAUCUUCAAAUUCUUAAUGAGUUUGAAUAAGAAUUUGGAUGAAGUACGCAAUCAUGUUCUGGGCACCAAGCCGCUGCCGAGCAUUCGAGAGACGUUCUCUGAAGUUUGCCGUGAAGAAAGCAGGAGGAUGGUCAUGUUAGGAGAAGCUCACUUUGAUCCAACAUGAAUUGUUUUAGCCCUCACGGCUCGGAAGAAAGCAGUUAUAGGUGAACCCUAGUUUGGCGCACACCAAACUGAGACCACUGCUGCUCUUACAAUUCGGACAACUGAUUUUCAAGGGAGGAAAAAAGACCUUGGUGCGAAUUUUGCAGAAAAGCAGGUCACUACCGUGAGAAAUGCUGGAAGUUCCACGGAAAACCAAAUAACAAAAAGACCUCAAAGCCGAAACCACCUCAGGGCAACCUUAUGAUGACAGAGGACUCACGUGUAGCUCCCACAGAAGCUUCUCCUUUCAGCCCCAAGCAGAUGGAGGUGUUGCAGAAGCUUUUUUGCCAAAAGACCAUUGGUAAUGCCUCCACUGCACACAAAUGUAAAAGUUUAAUUGUUUUUUCAGCUUAUUCCACAAAAGGGCAAAUGUGGAUUGUAGACUCUAGGGUGCGGAUCAUAUGACAGAAGAGAUGUCACUCUUUCAAAAUUAUAUUAGUGGAAGGAGGAUUUCAUCAUUCAGAUUGCCGAUGGGUCAAUUUCUAAAGUGGCAAGGACGAGAUCAAUUGUUGUGUCACCGUGGUUGACUUUGUAUUUAGUACUCUAUGUCCCGAAGUUGAAUUGCAAUCUUUUAUCAAUAAGCAAAUUAUCUCAAGGUUUGCAUUGUGUUGUUAAGUUUAACUUAAAUUUAUGUAAAUUUCAGCACUUGGACUCGGGGAAGACGAUUGGUAAUGUUAGGGUGGAUUUUGGCCUAUACCUCCUAUAAGCUAAUAGAACUCCUUCUAAUGGACAAACUCACCAUGCAGUAUGUACAAACUCUGAAUCUGUAAGCCAUUUGAAUAGUAAAAGUUUCAUCAUGUUAUGGCAUUAUCGCUUAAGACAUCCAAAUUUCUUAAAUCUGAAAAAAUUAUUUCCAACUUUGUUUUGGAACAAAAAUCCAAUUUCAUUCUAGUGUGAGGUGUGUCAAUUUUCUAAACACAUUAGAAACUCAUAUGCAAAUUUGAUUUACAAACCUUCAAAACCAUUUUUAUUAAUUCAUAAUGAUGUAUGGGGUCCCUCACGGGUUAUGAAUAUCACCGGAACAAAAUAGUUUGUAUCAUUUAUUGAUGACCACAUCAGAAUUAUCUGUAUUUUUCUCAUGAAAGAAAAAACUGAAGUUGGACCAAUUUUUCAACAAUUCAACACUAUGAUUUAAAAUCAAUUUCAUACCAAUAUACAAGUGUUGAAAUUUGAUAAUGGAUGUGCAUAUUUUGAAAUCACAUUAGGAAAAUGCCUUUGUGAUAAGGGCAUUAUUCAGUAAAACUCUUGUGUAAACACCCCACAACAAAAUGAUGUUGCUGAAAGAAAAAAUAGACAUAUCCUUAAAAUUGUCCAAUUAAUCAUAUUCACUACCCAUGUCCCGAAAUAUCUUUGGGGAGAGACAGUACUCACAGCCACAUACUUAAUAAACCGAAUGUCCUCUUGUAUACUCAAUUUUCAAUCACCCUAUGACAAUUUACUACAAGCCUUUCCCCACUCCCAUGUUCUAAGUACCCUUCCUAUUAAAGUUUUUGGCUAUUCGACCUAUGUCCACGUUCAUACUCACUUCAGAAGAAAACUUGAUCCAAAAUCCCUAAAAUGUAUCUUUGUUGGAUACUCACCCAAUCAGAAAGGAUGCAAAUGUUUUGUCUGGGAACCCAUCACUUCUACAACACUAUAAAUGUUACAUUUUUUUGAAAAUCAACUUUUCUAUCCUACUAGUGAUAUUCAGGGGGAGCAUUUUAUUCAUGAAUAUCAAUUAUGGAAUAUGAACACAUCUCCUCUUUUGUCCCCUAACAUAUCACCUCCUUCUGUUGUUCCUCUCAUGUCCCCUAACAUCUCACCUGCUUCUGUUGUUCCUGAGUUCCCUGAAUCUAUGAGUGAAACUAGUAACAAAGAGUUCGAGCUACGUGUCUACACUAGAAGGAAUAAAGCUCCAGUUGAUAAAGUGCCCGAAUCAAUCACGCACUGUCAUGAAUCUAUUCCUGUACCUAGUAGUGAGGACACAACAGGUAAUGAUUCUACCAUAAUUUUUGAUACUAUUGCAAUAUUUGAUCAUGACACUGAGUUAUCUAUUGCUAUGCGGAAAGAUAUUCGGUUUUGCACUAAACACCCUAUACAGGAUUAUGUCUCAUUUGGCAAUUUGUCGUCAAAGUAUUAUGCUUUUGUGAGCAAAUUAGACAACAGUCUUAUCGAACCAAAAAAUGUUCAUGAGGCACUCACAUUGCUAAAAUGGAGAGAUGCUAUUCAAGAAGAAAUAAGGGCUCUAGAAAAAAAUGAGAUUUGGGAAUUGACAGACUUGCCUCCAGCAAAGUGUAAAGUAGAAUGCAAGUGGAUCUUUACUACAAAAUACAAUCUGGAUGGGAGUGUGAAUCGAUACAAGGCUCGCCUAAUGGUUAAAGGCUUCACUUAGUCGUAUAGGAUAGACUAUUAGGAGACAUUCGCUCUUGUGGCUAAGCACAAUACUAUUCGGGUAUUACUCUCACUUGUUUCUAAUCUUGAUUGGCCUCUCUAUCAGAUUGAUGUGAAAAA